Messenger RNA from Auanema sp. JU1783, 1455 nucleotides. Lineage: Eukaryota; Metazoa; Nematoda; Chromadorea; Rhabditida; Rhabditidae. The record is from the annotation of a GenBank genome assembly.
AUGGAUUUGUUGAGACUUUCUGUGCUUUCACUUGUUCUGAUAGGCUUUGUCUUCUCCUCACCUCCACCUCAAAGAACUGAUAUUGAACCCGCAGUAUAUGACCUCGUUUCCAAUGUGGUUGGACAAAGCGUUCCUGAAAUGCCUCCCAGUUUUCAAGAUAAUCCGAGUGUCGACCAUAGUACAGCAAGUUCCGUAAGAGGUACAUCGGAGGGACUAAGCAGGUUCUUCACACCUUUCCCGAUGUCCAUUCCAAUACCUUACUAUGAUCCAUACAACAAGGGACAAGAUCAUGAGAAUAAGGAUGACACAGCUUUAAGAUUAGGAAUCGGAAUUGGUUGUGGUUUGUUCUCGGCAUUAGUUGUCUUCCUUUGUAUUUUCUGUUGCUGGUAUCGAAGAUGUCGGAGGAAACAAAGAAACAACAUGCUUUUUCCGAUUGUUGUCCCACGUCAGAAUUCUUAUGUCAAACAGGAAGAUAGUCCUCCUAUUGUGAGGACUGAUCCUUGGGAAUUGCCUAGAACAAGUCUUAUCAUCGACUAUGAACACAAGCUAGGUAGCGGAGCCUUUUGCAAUGUUUUCUUUGGGAAAAUAAUCGGGGAAGCGCCAGUAGCUCAGGUUUUUCCCGGAGUGAGAACUGUAGCAUUGCACGAUUGUGAAGUCGCUGUUAAAAUGCUCCCAUCCUUCGCUGAUGAAAUCGCGAGAUCAGACUUCAUGCAGGAAAUUAAUUUCAUGAAAUCAUUGGCAUAUCAUCCUCAUCUCGUAUCCAUGUUGGGCUAUGUGGCUGAUACGCGAAGCCCCUUGCUAUUAGUUGAAUACUGUGAGAGAGGCGAUUUGCUCCACUAUAUAAGAGAGAGACGUGCCGAGAUCAAAGAGGGCCCACAAGGUGCGGAUACGACUAAAAUCAAAGAUCUUUUAUCCUUUGCUUGGCAGAUCAGUAACGGACUAGAGUACUUGAACAGUGUCGGUUGUAUUCAUCGUGACAUUGCUGCUCGUAACGUUCUAGUGGAUGGCGUCAAGCAAUGCAAGAUUGCCGAUUUCGGGUUAUGUCGUUUAACUGAUAGUUUGCUUUACACGGCCAGAGGCGGUCGUUUACCUUUGAAAUGGAUGGCACCUGAAAGUUUACAAUCGUUCGAAUAUUCUUUUAAGAGUGACGUUUGGUCGUAUGGCGUGCUGCUCUGGGAAGUUUUUUCGUUGGGAGAAGUGCCGUUCGGUGGAAUUCAAACAACUGAUCUUUUGGAAUAUUUACAAAAAGGACAUCGGUUGAUCCAAACUGACCAUUCCACCGAUGAAGUUUAUGAAAUAAUGAAUUUAUGCUGGAAUAUUGAGCCCAGACAGAGGCCAACUUUCAGACAGAUUUGUAUAAAGUUCGCUGGUUUAUUAGAAUUGGCUACGGAAAGCUAUGGAUAUCUAGCUCCUCGUUCAACGAAACCAGCCAAUGUGCAAAUAGAUAACGUUUAA